AUGCUGCUUCAUCCUCUCAAGUUACUAACACUCUACUGUCUAUUCACCACAGCACUCGCUGAUCCCAUGUUCAACAUCAUGCUCCCAAAACUGACUGGUUGCCCAUUCACCUUGAACGUUCUUGAUUUCUGCAAAACCACGUUCAAUGCAUGCCUGGACAAGAAAGCAGACCUCCUGACCUGCAAAUCAAAGUUUUUUGAUUGCACUGAGACACCGUUACCUCCUGCCGAGAAACACUGUGCUCCAGAAGUUGCCAAUGUUUGCCGCCUUCUGAAAAACGCUUAUGCUGUACGGAAUGAUACGAAAUCUCCAUUUGAAUGGCAUGUUGAUAUCCGGAGGAUUGUUGAUGAAAUCGGAAGAGACUGUGGAAUUGAAAUCAAUACCAUUGGAAGUCUCUAUCAAUUCGUUUCUAAUGAUAAAUGUACCCAAAAAUAUAAGGCACAAUUGGAUAAAGGAUUUUUGGAGUUGGAUAAAAAAACAUCGAUGGAUCUUCAAAUUCCGGCCGAUCGAUUCAGAUGCGGAUGGCAUUUUGGAUAUAUUGGAAACGUCUUUGCUCGUUAUUGGAUCCUGAAUUCCUGUGGACAUUAUGCGAUUGACUUCAAUCAUAUUUGUUCCAAACACUACAAUUGCUACCUUAAACAAAAAGGCAAAAGAACAUGUGAUCAAGAAUAUGAAUCUGAUAGAAAAAAUCUUGUGUAUGGAAUGGGAAGUUUCAAGGACAGUUGUCAACAGUUGAUUUACAAUAAGACCCACGAGAUAUUUCAACCCUCGGAGGACGUCUACAAAGUCUUUGAGAAAUCCGAAAUUGAAACAAAGAUGCUUUCAUUCAAUGGAAAACUCGACAAACCUCUAUCCAUUCUGGACACUGAAAAUCUCAAUUUCACAACUAUCAAAGUGUUCGAACUCAGUCCAGAUGGCUCUUUGGAUUUGGCUAUUCGAGACAUGUUCAAUGUGGAUAUCUACAAAAAUGGGUGGGCAAGUAGAGUUAUCAUCGACUCAAGUGCCAUGGUUUUCGAAGAUUGUCGCCGUAAUAACCAGCGUCGGAGAUGCUUGGAUCAACUCGUUUUUAGCAUUUCGAAAAUUUCCGACAAGCCCGAAGAAUUCGUAACAGCUAUCAACAAGUUCAAUCAAACGAUUUCUAACCUUCUCGUUUCUCCACCAACAAAAUCUGAAAUCGAGGACAUGAUCAAUCAUAAUUUUUGGAGGUUUGAAAUAAUGUUCGUUAUCCAAUACCUCGUUCUGCUGGCUAUUAAAAAGUUUUGGAAGCUUGUAACGUGCUGGAAAAGACAUCCUCCAACUCCUCCAUCAAACGGUGAAGAGGUCCCACUACGAAACUCUCCAGAAGAGGGUCUCGGAUCAUCGUCCAUGCCAUCCAUUAACUUUUCCGUUGCCAGUGAUACAGUAGUGGUUGGAAGACGUAGACCUGAAGAAGCUGAAGCAGAGUAG
This is a messenger RNA of Caenorhabditis remanei, 1446 nucleotides long. RefSeq lists its product as uncharacterized. The record is from RefSeq and is a predicted model, not a curated record. Lineage: Eukaryota; Metazoa; Nematoda; Chromadorea; Rhabditida; Rhabditidae. Bases 1 to 1446 code for a protein of 481 amino acids. The transcript is spliced from 7 exons.